Porites lobata is the source of this 4754-nucleotide messenger RNA. Lineage: Eukaryota; Metazoa; Cnidaria; Anthozoa; Scleractinia; Poritidae. The record is from the annotation of a GenBank genome assembly.
UUGUCAGAAGUUGAUCAUCUUCUUCCCAACUACUCCGAAGAUUCCAAACGAUUCGAGGAAAGUUGCAGCGCAAAGUGAGGUAUUAGUCUAUUCAGUACAUAACGUUCCCGAAUUGUAACGCGUCUCUUUUUAAGCCUAGUGUUCUCUUUAAAGAGAAGAAUAUUGGUCAGUUACAUAGGCGUGGAAUUUAGAGGGGGCCGAAAAGGUUUUUUUACCUUUAGCUGGCAACCUAGCGUCUUUUAUGUGUUGUUGGUAUGGAGUGAUGUUGCCCUCUGGCUGCAAUUUCUCAGUCCACUCUCCUGAAUUUUCCGAACCUGAAAAGGUAAUAUUAAUCAGAGAACACAUUGAUUAUCUCCGCAGUCUCCACAACAGCCAAGCCAAUACAGAGAUGAAGAUUGCCGGAGUUUUGCUUAUUAUUAGCCUGGCUCUGUGUGCCAUGGAAUGCAGUGUGUCAGGUAUUUAAAUUCCUUGUUGCCUAUAGGAAUUUCUUCAGCUCAUCUGAUCAAGUUACCAAGGGUACAGAUACAAUGUUAAACAUAGUACAAGUCUUUUUGCGACGAGUUAACUGAAUGAUUACAGUGCUGGACACCUGAUCGAGAGGUCCGUGUUCGAGUGCUGGUCGAGGUUAUUGUGUUGUGUUAUUUGGUCGGACAAUUUAAUCUUUCAGUGCCUCCCUCAGUGCAGGAGUAUAAAUACGGAACAGCAGACUAUCAGGGAAACCUGACGGAGUACUAAAUGGGGGCGGGAGUACCCUGUAAUGGACUCAAAUUCAAUCCAGGGGAAGGAAGCAAUACCCUUAGUCGUUUCAAGAAAAAAGAGAUGAGAUGUGCCGAUUUGAGCUAUACCUUUGUCGCGUACUCACUUUGCCUCACCCGUCUAAAUAAAUAUGUCUUACCAUGUCUAACAUUGUGAGCAUCAUUACGUAGAUCAGUUGCUCUGUUACCAAGCAGCCUUUACAUGGCCGAACAGUUACGCAGUAGAAACCGGCGAACCGUAGACGGCGGUAGCUUUGAAGAUGCAAAGUUGCUAAAUUCAUAACUUUCUUGCAGCUUUUCGCCUCAAGGAAAAGGAUUUUCCAAGAAAAAUUCAAAACGAUGGAUCAUUCUCUUACGGUAAGUCUAACAAAAUUAUACUUCCCCUUCGUCUUGAGGUUCUUUCUAGAAAGACACUUCGCUAUCACAGUCCCUCCUACCACCCAAGAUUAUAAAAUGGUUACCGUCGAACUUCUUUAGGAAAACUUAAUUAUAUAUAAGAUAUGGAGGGGGUAACCUGCAAUAAAUUUGCAUCCCAUCCAGGAGUGAAUAGCAAUACUUCCACCCUUUCACUAUGCUGACACUGGUUUGGGUCACUUAACUCGAGCUCGUGCACAGACUUUGUAAAAAAAUACACCAGACUAAGUAGCUAUAACUACAUAGUUUGCUCUGACUCUUACAUUGCCAAACCGCAUCUACAUGGCCGAACAGUUAAAAGAUACUGAGAAACAAGCGAUGUUUGUUAAAUUCUGCAAAAACUCAAAACGAUGGAUCGUCCACAAGUUCAUGCAAGUCGACGAACGAAAAUUCGAGAAAGAUACUCAAGGGACCUCUACUAGAAUCACAUAGUAAUUGUUAUCUAUGAAUCACAAAUGUUAAGUUCGUCAAUGAUUUAUGGAAAUGAGCAGGACAGGAUGAUUUUUGUGAUCUUUUCUGAAUCGAGUUGACGAAAAUUCUCAAUACAAGCAUAAUACGUCGCAGAAGAGAUGUAAUUAUCCAUUAGUGUAUUGUGUUAAAAAAAAAACUAAUGUGGUUGCUAAAACUCCUAAUAAAACACUUUUAAAGAUGAAUGGUGCAAUGUUACUUGGAAAGAUCGCAAUGACUAAGCAGACUUCGCUUGCUCAAGAUCAGUUAUCCUUAAUAAAAAUCCUCAGCAAGACUUCUUGGUAAAAAUAUACUUGCCAAAAAUCUCUCAGAGACGCUAAAUGCCAAAUACUUUUGUACUAAGAUACACCUACAUCAAUGUGGUUAGCUUAACGAUCAGUUGUAAGUACCAACCGUGACAAAGUCAACUGUAGCAACACUUUAAAAUCUUGAACGAGGGUCUCGGCUCAUUAGUCUCCAAAGUAAAUGUCUGAUUUUUUUUUCUUUCUUUCAGAUGUCCAUAAUGAGCCUGAGGAAGACCCUGGAAAACUGGAAAACAUCGAACAAGCUGUUGGUAAGUUUGGCCGCGAUUUUUCUCUUUGACAUCAUGUCAUUAUCGUUAUUAUUACCAUUAUCAUCAUCAUUAUCAUCACAUCAGCAGCAGCAGCAGCGUUGAAAUCGUCAUCCAUCAUCGUUAUAGUUUUUGCUUUAUUUAUUUCUUUAUUGAAUAUCACACGUGUGUUUUAUACCUGCUUGCAGAUUCGAAAGCUUGACUAAAGAAAAAAUUGGACUUUUCAGAUCAUUUUUCUUAUGUUUUUCAACAUUACAGGCAUUUUGAAAUGCCGUGGACCUGCGAGUUUGUCCAAAUUCAAACACACUUUUGCAACUAACUUGUCAGUUUUUGAUGGGCAUGUAUAGUGCAAUUUGAGCUAAAAAAAUAACCUGAAAAGCACUUCACAAUGGGGUAGCGCGCGCUAUAAUUAGACUUAACUCAUAAGGUUCUUCAUCCUCGAUUAUGGCUCCAGAGUAGUCUAUAAAAUUAGCUCGAACUCUUUUAACCAUUUGCAACUCGAAUAAUUUUUAAAUUUAAGACAGUUGUAAAUACCAACCGUGACAAUAUCAACUGUAGCAACACUUUAAAAUCUUGAACGAGGGUCUCGGCUCAUUAGUCUCCAAAGUAAAUGUCUGAUUUUUUUUUUCUUUCUCUCAGGUGUCCUUAAUGAGCUUGAGGAAGACCCCGGAAAACUGGAAAACAUCGAACAAGCUGUUGGUAAGUUUGGCCGCGAUUUUUCUCUUUGACAUCAUGUCAUUAUCGUUAUUAUUACCAUUAUCAUCAUCAUUAUCAUCACAUCAGCAGCAGCAGCAGCGUUGAAAUCGUCAUCCAUCAUCGUUAUAGUUUUUGCUUUAUUUAUUUCUUUAUUGAAUAUCACACGUGUGUUUUAUACCUGCUUGCAGAUUCGAAAGCUUGACUAAAGAAAAAAUUGGACUUUUCAGAUCAUUUUUCUUAUGUUUUUCAACAUUACAGGCAUUUUGAAAUGCCGUGGACCUGCGAGUUUGUCCAAAUUCAAACACAAUUUUGCAUCUAACUUGUCAGUUUUUGAUGUGCAUGUAUAGUGCAAUUUGAGCUAAAAAAAAUAACCUGAAAAGCACUUCACAAUGGGGUAGCGCGCGCUAUAAUUAGACUUAACUCAUAAGGUUCUUCAUCCUCGAUUAUGGCUCCAGAGUAGUCUAUAAAAUUAGCUCGAACUCUUUUAACCAUUUGCAACUCGAAUAAUUUUUCAGUUUAAGACAGUUGUAAGUACCAACCGUGACAAAGUCACUUUAAAAUCUUGAACGAGGGUCUCGGCUCAUUAGUCUCCAAAGUAAAUGUCUGAUUUUUUUUUUUCUGUCAGAUGUCCAUAAUAAGCCUGAGGAAGACCCCGGAAUACUGGAAAACAUCGAACAAGCUGUUGGUAAGUUUGGCCGCGAUGUUUCUCUUUGACAUCAUGUCAUUAUCGUUAUUAUUACCAUUAUCAUCAUCAUUUAUCAUCACAUCAGCAGCAGCAGCAGCAGCAGCGUUGAAAUCGUCAUCCAUCAUCGUUAUAGUUUUUGCUUUAUUUAUUUCUUUAUUGAAUAUCACACGUGUGUUUUAUACCUGUUUGCAGAUUCGAAAGCUUGACUAAAGAAAAAUUGGAGUUUUCAGAUCAUUUUUCUUAUGUUUUUCAACAUUACAGGCAUUUUGAAAUGCCGUGGACCUGCGAGUUUGUCCAAAUUCAAACAUAAUUUUGCAUCUAACUUGUCAGUUUUUGAUGUGCAUGUAUAGUGCAAUUUGAGCUAAAAAAAUAACCUGAAAAGCACUUCACAAUGGGGUAGCGCGCGCCAUAAUUAGACUUAACUCAUAAGGUUCUUCAUCCUCGAUUAUGGCUCCAGAGUAGUCUAUAAAAUUAGCUCGAACUCUUUUAACCAUUUGCAACUCGAAUAAUUUUUCAACUUAAGACAGUAGUCUUUACAUAUAGAAUAGUUUUCCCACUGUUGUUUGUCAAUGUGGAGUUCGCAUGUGAUGUCACGCACGGCUUCCUGCUUUAUGUCACGCUAGUGAUGUCAUGCUUUGCUUUGCGCAUGAUGUCACGUAUCUUAUCAAGGUUGUUAACGGCAGGGAACUUCAUGCUAGAAAUGAGUCCAUUAGAACGAACGAGUUUGUCUUUCAAUGAUGUAAACAGUUUUAACUCGUUUUUAGAUCCCUGCGGAGACGUUUGGACGAAGUUUGAAGAGUACUGUUAUCAUGUGAGCGGUACAAAAUUGACUGAGAAACAGGCUGAACAGUACUGUGACCAAAAGAUGGACGCAAAUUUGGCAAAGAUCAACAGCCAGGAAGAAAACAACUUUGUCUUGGACCUCGCGCAUAGGCAUGCUCCAUCGGCGGAACGGGUCUGGAUUGGAUUGAAGUGGGAAAGUAGACCCAAAGAUUUCUACUGGUAUGAUCACUCCUUCCCAACCUUCAAAAAUUGGGCUCCUGGUGAACCAAAUGGAAAAGCCAAAGAGCCAUGCGUUUUGAUGUAUGUCGGAAAAUACAACCAGCUGCCCCAAUGGGCGGCCGGUUAUUGGAAUGAUAUAAACUGUGAGGAGAAAAUUGCUGCAGUUUGCAAGAGGCUGUACUAG